Messenger RNA from Magallana angulata, 1482 nucleotides. RefSeq lists its product as uncharacterized. Gene Ontology annotation, biological process: mitochondrial DNA replication. The record is from RefSeq and is a predicted model, not a curated record. Gene Ontology annotation, cellular component: mitochondrion. Lineage: Eukaryota; Metazoa; Mollusca; Bivalvia; Ostreida; Ostreidae. The transcript is spliced from 5 exons. Gene Ontology annotation, molecular function: single-stranded DNA exodeoxyribonuclease activity. The coding region runs from base 175 to 1350 and encodes 391 amino acids.
UCAGGUAUUUUAUUGAAAAUGAAGAUGUUUUGAGGUGUUGAGUGAUAUACGGAACUAAACAUUUGUUGGUUCUACUUGAGAUGGAAAAAUUUGGUGGGAAAAUGUCAACUGGAUGACAGCAGCAAAGCCCGAACAAAUAAAAGACUGAAGAUGUUUAGCAGCUAGAAUUCAAAGAUGUUAACCCUUGGCCUAGGAUUGAGAAGGCUAUGUUGUCUUUCUAAAUGCAGUUCAUCCAAAUUGUUGUUCAUACAGAACUAUGACUAUUCCAGUCAGCAAGAAAGUGUUCAAGAUGUUAUAGCAUCUAUCAUCAGAAAUGCCAAAGAUAAUGACUCCCAACUUAAUGACAGUCUCCCCAAGAGUUCGAAGUCUAGUCCAACAAAGAGGACCCAACAGGGAUCCUCGGGAAUCAUUGCUGAUAAAAAAUACGAGAGUGAAAGGAAUAGAAAUGAACAAAAAAAAUCUUCUCCAUCUUCUGAUAUUGCUAGUGAACUAGAAAUUGAAACCGCAGAACCAGUUGUGAUUCAAAGGAAGAAGGCACCUGUUGCAAAUCAACCACUUUUGACCAGAAAGGUCAUGCAGGCUUUGCGAAGUUUAACAGAUGAUGAAGCUGAAACUCUUGCUUUUAUAAAGAAUGUGAAACUUUCACAACCUCUGGUUCCAGAGCAGGAGGAGUAUCUAGAGAGGUUCACAAGCUUUGUGCAGGAAAUGAAUUUAAGAAACUUGCCGGCAGUCACUCGCAUUAUCAGUGCAACUCAGACAGACUACCAGAAGUUCAUUCUUGAGCAGUGGAAGUUAAGGAUGGUGGAAGAAUUGGGAGUCCAAGGGUUCGAAGAAUACCAGAAAGAAAACUUUGAAAAAGGACACAAGCUGCACUAUGCCAUACAACAGAAACUCUUGGAGGAACCUUUAGAGGUUACCCCAAACAUUGAGGGAUACUGGAAGAGUCUUCAGCUUGUCUUACCAGCGCUAGAACAUGUGUACUCCCUGGAGGAUAAUGUGGUUCACCCAUAUCUACAUUACAGGGGCAUAUUUGAUUGCCUUGCCAUUUACAGGGGAUGUGCAUGUGUCAUCGACUGGAAGACGUCUUCAAAGCCCAAGCCCACGUUGAGGGACACUUACGACUAUCCGCUACAGAUGGUGGCUUAUAUUGGAGCCCUCAAUCAGUCAGAUUAUCUAGUAGAGAGAGGGAUUCCCCAGGUGAACAGUGCAGCUUUGGUGGUGGCCUAUGAGAACGGAGACCCUGCCCACAUUCACUUCCUGGACGCCGCCAAAUGCCAGUACUACUGGAAGAAAUGGUUAGACAAGUUGCACCAAUACUGGUUGUUGAAAAGCAGUGAUGCAGCAUCCUGAAGAAAUUGCAUACAAGAAAUGCCUGCAUAGACUUUGCCUGUGUGUAGUAGUUAUAUUACAAGGGGGAAAACCAAGCUUCAUCAUGUUAACUAAAUGCAAAAAGUUUGAGAUUGAAUUUUAACACUCACCCCC